GAAAGCAAGUUAGUGUGCUCGUUAGUCCUGGCCCGAGUGCUCCCUCUCCCUCAGAGACCAGAGUCAGAGACAAGCGCCGCGCUACCAAAGAUUUGGCUUGGCUGGCUGUUAAACUAACUUUUGAAAUUAUAAUACUUAAGAACAGCAUGAAUCUGUAUACUCUUGUCCGUACCUGUCCGCCUCAUCUACCCCAUCUUCACUCAACUUCUUCCACCAGGGAUAAUGCAACUGAAAAUUUUGCUGUUGAGGGUCGUAAUAUUAACUUCUCGGUUAAUACGAGGCAGGGCAAAAUGGUCCCAAUUCUCAAGGAUUGUUCAAUUCGGAUUCCUUCGGGACAGUUGUGGAUGCUUCUUGGUCCUAAUGGUUGUGGGAAAUCUACCCUUUUAAAGAUCUUGGCAGGUCUUUUGACCCCAUCAAAUGGAACUUUAUUCGUUAGCAGGCCAAAGAGUUAUGUAUUCCAAAAUCCAGACCAUCAGGUCGUGAUGCCUACAGUUGAAGCUGAUGUGGCAUUUGGCCUUGGGAGGUUAAACUUAACAAAUGCUGAAGUCAGAUCCAGGGUGUCAAAAGCUUUGGAUGCUGUUGCCAUGUCUGAGUACCUACAGAGGCCAGUUCAAACUCUUAGUGGUGGUCAGAAACAAAGGGUUGCCAUUGCUGGUGCUUUAGCGGAAGCAUGUAAAGUUUUGCUGCUGGAUGAGCUUACAACUUUUUUGGAUGAAAGUGAUCAGAUUGGGGUGAUAAAAGCUGUUCAGAAUCUGUUGGAUAUAUCUGGAGAAGUCACAGCAUUGUGGGUCACCCAUCGUUUGGAAGAACUUGAGUAUGCAGAUGGUGCAGUAUACAUGGAAGAUGGGAGAGUGAUUAUGCAUGGUGAUGCAGCAAGCAUAAGUAAAUUCAUCAAGGCCAAGCAAUCGUCGUAUAUUAAUAGUCUAAAUUCCUGAAUAUAUUAGACUUUUUUUAUUCUCUUUUGUAUAAUAAGUUGACAAUGUUCGCCAUAUGUUCUUCUGGUAAAGCAAAUCUUUUGACCUAUUUCCCAUAUCUUCUAAGUUUGUGAAGGAAUAUGGUUUUGGACCUUGAACAUACUCAGCCUUAGUUUUACAAAAUGUAAGAUUUCCUCAUAGAGGACAAAAGUAUAAGAUAUACAUAGGCAUUACUUCAGCAGUUAAGCGUGGAAAAUGCCUAGACGAAACACGACGUCUAAACUCUAGAUUUGAUUUUAAGUGCUCAAAUGCAUACUCAGUUUCAAUUUGGCAAAGAUUGAUUAAUAUUUGAUUUUAACUUUGUCUCAAGCGUGCAGAAUGUAGUCGUUUUCCUUUGUGCACUUUGUUUUGACAAUGCAUCCCAUCACCCAAGUGUUGUAGUAAAUGGGAGUGUAUCUAAAUGUAAUGAUUUUCCACUCACUCACUCACUCACAAUGGCAUUCCCCAAACUUCCCAAAUGCUUAUAUGCCUAGCUUUAGUCAUCUGAAUAAAAGACCUGAGUUCUGAUAUUUUAGCUGAAGGCUGUAUAUUAGGUUUGGUGAGCAACAACAUUUUUUAUUUUUUGAGGAAUUAGGACUGCCAAUGUGAUAUCACUUUUCAUGCCACUGACCAUUUUGCUUUUUGAUUUCGCCAAUAAACAAACAAAUACUAUAAUGUCAUUAGCCAUUAUUUUAGUAUAAGCAUUUAAUCAGCCAAUGACGACAACAUUAAUGUUGAUUCAUUCAUAUAGGCAAGUGGCUCAGCAAAGCAUUUAAUUCCGGAGGGAGAAGCAUAGCAUAAGGGAUGCAUGAUCCAACUUUUUUCUUUUUUUAAGCAAUCCAACUAAAUUUGUAGUAUAUAAUAUAUCCCCAAUUUCCAUAAAGAAGUGCAGAUUUCGGUUAAUCAUUGAACAGAAACGUAAUAAUAAUAAGCAUGGAAUAAAAGGAGUAGCACAUUUCCUGAAAGAGUGAGAUUGACAAACACCAGUUCUUGGGGACUUCUUUCUAAACGCUAAACAGGAAUGAAGCAGUGCAAAUUUGAUGAUACUACCUUUUUUUUUUAGGACCAAAAAUUUUACUCACCUCAAUUCCCGAGUUGAAUGAUUGCCCAUUUGCCCUGCAAAACAAGGAAUAAAAAAGAGAAAGAAAAUAAAUUAAGUUACAUGC
Durio zibethinus is the source of this 2119-nucleotide messenger RNA. RefSeq names its product ABC transporter I family member 10-like. The record is from RefSeq and is a predicted model, not a curated record. Gene Ontology annotation, cellular component: membrane; chloroplast envelope. Gene Ontology annotation, biological process: transmembrane transport. Gene Ontology annotation, molecular function: ATP binding; ATP hydrolysis activity. NCBI's taxonomy places the organism in Eukaryota, Viridiplantae, Streptophyta, Magnoliopsida, Malvales, Malvaceae.